UUCUCAUUAUAUCUUUUACUUUUACUUUUCCAAGUGGGAGGCCGAGGCAGUGGCGGUGGCCUCGGCGGCUAUUAUUGUAGCCCCCACAUUAAACAAAUAUUUUUUUUAUCAUCGCUAAAACAGAGAUGCCGGCCUUGGCGUGUUGUGUUGAUGCGGCACCUCUACCAUGUCCCGCCUUUGCAUUCACCGGAGGCCUCUCUUUUCCAGCACCGAUCACCUUUCCAGCUGCCGCACCUCCCUUCACAACCGGCGAGAUCAAUUCCCAUUGGUCUCCAUCCAUGUCGGCGGAGCUCUAUAACAUCAACGGGUGGGGUGCUCCGUAUUUUACGGUGAACUCCUCCGGGAACGUGGCGGUGUGCCCCCACAGUUCCGCAACGCUGGGUCACCAGGAGAUUGAUCUGCUCAAGAUCGUGAAGAAAGCUACCGACUCCAUCUCAUGUGGCGGUCUCGGCCUACAGCUGCCUCUCAUGGUUCGCUUCCCUGAUAUCCUCAAGAACCGCCUCGAAUCCCUUCAAUCGGCCUUCGACUACGCGAUCCAGUCUGGCGGAUACAGCUCUCACUAUCAGGGGGUCUUCCCGGUGAAGUGCAAUCAGGACCGGUUCAUCGUGGAGGACAUCGUGAAAUUCGGUUCAUCGUUCCGGUUCGGUUUGGAGGCUGGGUCGAAGCCAGAGCUGCUGUUGGCUAUGAGCUGUUUGUGCAAAGGCAGCGCAGAAGGUCUUCUUGUUUGCAACGGAUUCAAAGACGCAGAGUACAUUUCCCUUGCGUUGGUUGCAAGGAAGCUUGCCUUGAACACCGUGAUUGUUCUGGAGCAAGAGGAAGAGCUUGACAUGAUCAUCGAUCUCAGCAAAAAGCUAUGCAUCAGACCAGUGAUUGGCUUCCGGGCCAAGCUGAGGACCAAGCAUUCGGGGCACUUUGGGUCCACUUCGGGAGAGAAGGGCAAGUUUGGGUUAACCACCGCUCAGAUUGUGAGGGUUGUGAAGAAGCUUCAAAUCUUGGGCAUGCUUGAUUGCCUGCAGUUGUUGCACUUUCACAUUGGCUCUAUGAUCCCAUCCACUUCACUCCUUGCCGAUGGAGUUUCGGAGGCUGCACAGAUAUACUGUGAGCUGGUUCGUAUGGGAGCUAACAUGAGAGUCAUAGACAUCGGAGGAGGCCUUGGCAUUGAUUAUAAUGGCUCCAAAUCCAGCGACUCAGACGUGUCUGUUGGGUACGGCCUUGAAGAGUACGCCGCAGCGGUUGUUGAAGCAGUUCAGCGCGUGUGCGACAAAAGGUCCGUUAAGCACCCUGUAAUCUGCAGCGAGAGUGGGAGGGCCAUUGUGUCCCAUCAAUCCGUGUUGGUUUUUGAAGCAUUUGGUUGCAACAGCAGCACUGCAGCAACCACCAAUGCGCUGUCUUCCCUGCUCGGACUACAGUACUUGCUGGAGGGUCUAUCAGAGGGCGUUCAUGCCGAUUACCGCAACCUCUGCGCUACAGCCAUUAGAGGCGAGCAUGACGCUUGCCUGCUCUACAUUGAAGAAAUGAAGAAGCGAUGCCUGGAUGAGUUCAAGGAAGGCUCAUUGGGUAUGGAGGAACUAGCGGGCAUUGACGGGUUAUAUGAUGUGGUGAGGAAGGCCGUAGCGACGGCGGAGGAAUCGGAAUCAGUGAGAACAUACCACGUGAACAUGUCGGUGUUUACUUCCAUUCCCGACUUCUGGGGUAUCCAACAGGUGUUCCCCAUACUACCCAUCCACCGGCUCGACGAGAAGCCCACCGUGAAGGGGGUGCUCUCGGACUUGACAUGCGACAGCGACGGCAAGGUUGACAGGUUUAUCAACGGCGAGUCGAGCCUGCCGCUGCAUGAAAUCGGUGAUGGACAUAAGUACUACCUGGGAAUGUUCUUGGGAGGGGCUUACCAGGAGGCGCUUGGAGGACUCCACAACUUGUUCGGUGGGCCCAGCGUUGUUAGGGUCUCACAGAGCGACGGUCCCCAGGGCUUUGCUGUCACCAGUGCCGAGUCGGGGCCAUCGUGCGGAGACGUCCUCCGAGCCAUGCAGCACCAGCCCGAGCUCAUGUUCGAGACUCUCAAGCACCGGGCCUUCGAGCACUUGCGGGAAGAUAGCUUGUUGACCGCUGAGGCGGUUACCAGUGGCCUCGCCCACUCCUUCAACAACACGCCUUAUUUGGUGGUAGCGUCGUCUCAGUCAUAG
Arachis duranensis is the source of this 2183-nucleotide messenger RNA. RefSeq names its product arginine decarboxylase-like. Gene Ontology annotation, biological process: spermidine biosynthetic process; L-arginine catabolic process. The record is from RefSeq and is a predicted model, not a curated record. Gene Ontology annotation, molecular function: arginine decarboxylase activity. The transcript has a single exon. The coding region runs from base 126 to 2183 and encodes 685 amino acids. NCBI's taxonomy places the organism in Eukaryota, Viridiplantae, Streptophyta, Magnoliopsida, Fabales, Fabaceae.